Molecule: messenger RNA, 801 nt
Organism: Fukomys damarensis (Damara mole-rat)
Lineage: Eukaryota; Metazoa; Chordata; Mammalia; Rodentia; Bathyergidae
Product: granzyme B(G,H)
Biological process (GO): proteolysis
Cellular component (GO): cytoplasm; intracellular membrane-bounded organelle
Molecular function (GO): serine-type endopeptidase activity
Source: RefSeq, a predicted model, not a curated record
AUGCCACCACUCCUACUCCUGCUGACCUUUCUUCUGCCCCCUGAGGCUGGGACAGAGGAGAUCAUCGGGGGUCACGAGGCCAAGCCCCACUCCCGCCCCUACAUGGCAUUGGUCCUGUUUACCUCUGGCGAGAAGAGGAGCUGUGGUGGUGUCCUGGUGCAAGAGGGAUUUGUGCUGACUGCUGCUCACUGCGAGGGAAGCUCAGUGAAAGUCAUCCUGGGGGCCCACAACAUCAAGAGACCAGAGAAGACCCAGGAGGUCAUCCGUGUGAGAAAAGCCACCCCACACCCAGACUUUGUUCAUAAAACCUUAUCCAAUGACAUCCUGCUGCUGCAGCUGGAGAAAAAGGCCACACUGACUAAAGCUGUGCAGCCCCUCAGGCUGCCCAUGGGCAAUACCGAGGUGAGGCCUGUGGCCCUGUGCCACGUGGCUGGAUGGAGACGGCUGGGCCCAGAGGGGGUAUAUCCAAGCACACUGCAGGAGGUGGAGGUGACAGUGCAGAAGGAUGAGAAGUGUCAGACCUGCUUUAAAAGGUUUUACAACAGUGCCACCCAGAUGUGUGUGCCUUCAAGUAGCCUGAAACCAAUGGUCCCACACAACUCUAUAGGGAGAAGAACCCAAGAAACGAGGGUGAGGACAAAGGCUGACGCCCAGAGUGAGGGCGACUCUGGAGGCCCUCUGUGUAAUAAUGUGUUCCAGGCCAUGGUCUCCUAUGGAAAAAGGAAUGGGAACCCUCCACAGGUCUUCCCCGAAGUCUCACCAUUUUUACACUGGAUAAAAGAAAUCAUGAAACACCACUGA